Molecule: messenger RNA, 1602 nt
Organism: Mangifera indica (mango)
Lineage: Eukaryota; Viridiplantae; Streptophyta; Magnoliopsida; Sapindales; Anacardiaceae
Product: E3 ubiquitin-protein ligase RHF2A-like
Exons: 9
Coding region: 162-1349 (395 amino acids)
Molecular function (GO): ubiquitin-protein transferase activity
Source: RefSeq, a predicted model, not a curated record
CACGUGUCGCAAUUCGAACGACUAGAAUAGCUAGCUUAGUCUUUUCUCUCUCUCUUUCUCGAAAGUCAUCACCAUUACUCCCAACUCAAUAAUUUCCACUCUAAUCUAAAAUCUAGGGUUUCUCAAUCCAUCCCAAAACUCCCACAUCUUCCCUCCAUAGGAUGGAUGAGAACAAGCAGUCUGAGGUUCAUUUGACGUCGGCUGCAGCUUUUGUAGAAGGGGGAAUCCAAGAGGCUUGUGAUGAUGCGUGCAGCAUAUGUCUGGAAGCCUUUUCUGAGAGUGAACCUUCAACGGUGACUAGUUGCAAGCAUGAGUUCCAUCUUCAGUGCAUUCUUGAAUGGUGUCAGAGAAGUUCCCAGUGCCCCAUGUGUUGGCAAGCUAUCAGCCUGAAGGAUCCUACCAGCCAGGAAUUGCUUGAGGCUGUAGAGCGGGAGAGAAACUUUAGUUUUAAUACAUCUAGAAAUGCUACCAUAUUUCAUCAUCCAACUCUGGGAGAUUUUGAGUUACAGCAUUUGCCAGUGGGUGCAAAUGAUGCUGAACUUGAAGAGCGUAUAAUCCAGCACUUAGCUGCAGCUGCUGCAAUGGGGCGAGCACGCCACAUUUCUAGAAGGGAAGGCCACAGGAAUAGAUCAUCAGCUCAUGGCCGUCCACAGUUCUUAGUGUUCUCAGGUCAUCCUAAUUCAACUCCAGCUGGUCCUGUCUCUUCAUCUCCUAUUCAGAGAGGAGAAGGUGAACCAGCUCCUACAGCUACACCUUCAUCUCCUCCAUCUGUGGGUGAAGAUCCUUCACGAUCAAAUGUACAACUGCUUUCUGUUCAAGGUGACAAUGGUUUAGCUUCACCAUCUGGAUCAAAUGCUCUUUCUCCAAAUAAGCAGGGAAAUACCGCAAAUAAUAGGAGCUCACCUAAUCAAUCUUCCCCAAAUAGUCAAGAUAGAGCUGGACCAUCAGAGUUCCAAUCAUUUUCAGAGUCUCUUAAAUCCCGAUUUAAUGCUGUUUCAAUGAGGUAUAAGGAGUCUAUUUCAAAGAGUACAAGGGGAUGGAAAGAAAGAUUUUUUUCUCGCAACAAUACAACGGCAGAUCUUGGUUCUGAAGGUAGAAGGGAGGUUAAUACUGGAAUUGGAAUUGCUACAGUAUCACGCAUGAUGGAGCAUCUAGAAACCAGAGACAAUGUUAGAACUGACACUGCAUCUGUAACAAACGGUACAAAUAGCUUAGUUACUGAAUUGAACAAUCCAAAUAGCUCAGGUCCUGAAUCAAACAACCAGCAAAUAUCUGGAAGUCUGGUCAAUAGUCCUGUGACUGAUAAUAAGGGCCAAGCUUCAUGUGCUGCUAGUUCUGGCUCAAAUUAAAUUUAGUUCCAGCCAUUCUAUCAGCACAAGGCAUUUUAUUUUGAAAGGUAUUGGCAUACUGUAAUGUGAUGCUUUGCCUCUUUUCAUCCUGUAGAAAUUCCUUUGAGAAGAUGAUUCAGAAUAAAGCUGGAGACAGAAACCACUUUUAUUUGAACAUAGAAAACAGUUGAUGAUUGUAAAUUGAAAACUUAAUGGUUUGAGUGUUGGAUGGUAAAUUGAAUGAUAUUAUAUAAGAUGUUUUUAAUGUUUUCCA